This is a messenger RNA of Aplysia californica (California sea hare), 2562 nucleotides long. RefSeq names its product putative mediator of RNA polymerase II transcription subunit 26. Gene Ontology annotation, molecular function: p53 binding. Gene Ontology annotation, biological process: regulation of apoptotic process. NCBI's taxonomy places the organism in Eukaryota, Metazoa, Mollusca, Gastropoda, Aplysiida, Aplysiidae. Gene Ontology annotation, cellular component: nucleus. The record is from RefSeq and is a predicted model, not a curated record.
CAGCAGCAACAGCAGCAGCAGUUACCGCAGAGGCCUCACAGUUUCGUCGGCUUCUCUCGCGCUGACGUGCCGGGUGGCGUUUCGGGUGGCGUGUCGGGUGGCGUGUCGGCGACAGGAGACUUCUACUCCACCCGCUACAACAACAGGGUUCGAAUCCCGCUCGACUCGUUCCGCAGCGGUUACUCUCGCGGCUCCACCAACGCCGCUGUGAGAUCGUCCCUCUUUCUUCUCCGACAGAACAGAUCCUCCGACGACAUCCGUAGCGAGGCGGUGACGACACCGUCACUGUAUCGGGACCUACUCACCGGCAGCCCGUCACCGUCACUGUAUCGGGACCGUGAGGCAGGGGUACCGGCACGUUCGGCCACAGCAUUAGGUACAUCGUCAGUGAGAGCUGUCAACUCCUCAUCCUCCUCCUCUCUCCACUUACGUGACGUUUCCCCUUACAGAUCUCCGUCAGUCGCCACCAACAGGAGUUACCUCAACCACCGAGGAGACAGCAGCCUCUUCAACAACAACAACAACCGCAGCAGCAGCAACAACCGGAACAACAACAACAGCGACAGCAACUACUACGACGCCUCUGAUGUGAUUCUCGGUCAGAGCAGGCCUAGCGCCUCUCAGCGUCACCCAACACGACACGACGGCUACUACACGACCGACUCUCUCGAAUACACAACCGAAGGAGUCGGUAACAACAGCAACCACCACAAUAUCGAAACAUCCUCCCCCAGCACCUACAACAUCCCCAACACCACCACCAACAACAUCAACAACAGCACCAACGGCAGCAGCAGCGUUAACUACUACAACUACAACAAAAAACCCAACCCCAACACCCCCGGGAAAAAGAACCGCGCUUCGAGACAAGGCUUAAGCGCAGUCGACGACGGUCAAACCGGCCACGCGUCAGCUCUGGUCAGCUUCACGCUGCCCGAGGAUGAUGCCGCCGCUUCGGCCACGGAGGAGGGACUCGCUGACCACUGCAGUGACCACCAGGAGGCGGUGUACGGCCAGUUCCACGCUAGCCCCUCAGCCUAUCGCAGGAUGAGCACGCCGGAGUUGCCUCCCAUCGCCACCGACAACACAUCGGGCAAAGGGGGUCAGGGAAGAACGCCCCGGGGGGACAAGAGGAAACCUCACAACCACGGACAUAGAGCGCCAGGCAAAGGUGUGUCCAUCCAUCAGCUGUCGGCUGCAGUGACCAGCAAAAGCUACUACAACCGCAAGGCCAGUGGUCAGAACACUGACGUCAGCAGCAACUCGGCCGUAUCCCAGUCAGUGAGGAAGAACAAGAAGCGGACAGGGGGUGGGGCAGGGGGCGGGACAGGGGGCGGAGUGUCAUCUGUCAUACCGCGCAAUCACAGCGACUCCUCUCUCAAGGCGCUCACUAACACAGGCCACCACACCUCCAGCCAGAGCCAGGGCUCGGGGUCAACGGUCAACUCCUACCCGCCGGGGGAGGGAGGGGGCAGUGGUAGCGGGGGCGGAGGCUCCUCGGGGGUCAGACAGGUCAAGUUUCUCUCCAACGGCUCUCGGGCUCUCUCCUGGAGCGCUACGGACAACAGCGGCUCGCAGUCCAAACUAGAGACCUUGUUCGAAGGACAUAACAACCUUCAGGACGGCAACAACAACAUCAACAACAACGGCAACAACCACAGCAGCAGCAGCAACAAUUUCGGAGGCAGUAACAACAACAGCGGAAGCCACCUCGCCAUCGGGGCGGGCGGGAGCAGCCAACACGGCAUCAGCGUGUACAUAGGUGGCGCCAGUUUCCACGGCAACAACAGCAGCAGCCUCAGCCCCACCGAGCUGCUGCACAACAAGCGCAGCAGCAGCAACAACAGCAUCAACAACCUUCAGGGCUUCGGCCGAGACAACAGUUUCGGCGAGAUGCCGGCGCUAGUGAAUCAACAACAACAACAGCACCAUCAGCGGUCCGUUUCCGUCAACGGCCUGCGCAGUAGGGAGGACGCGCAGAGGCUUCGGGCGCUCAAUCGGAAGCUGAUGAGUGAGUAUGGCGACGGGGAAGUGGCUACGGUGGAAGAGUUCUCCACCAAAGGAAAGAUGCGGCGCUCCAUGUCGGAAAACAAAUUGGGUGGAGCCAAACUGGGUCAAGUACCCAACAACCCUCAGAGCCCCACGGGCACUCACAAUUACAGACAGACGAAGGGAAGUAACCGCAGCCUGUCUAGAAACCUUUCCGUCGACCGGAUAGACCGCCUCACGUCGCAAUCGAAAGCCACACGCAAAACGACGAUGUCUCCUUCAAAACUCGCUGCCGGCAACACGCAGAAGUUGCGGAGAAGACGCAGCAACAACGCCAUCAACACGGCUGGUGGCGGGGUAGUAGGUGACGUCAUGCCCCCGCCGGAGUCCGCUGAUGACGUGUUUGACGUGGACGAGGAGACGUUGGAGGCCAGCAACAGACUGGUGGAGUGGCUGAACGUGGUCAACAAUGUGGAAGAGUACGACACGGACCCUAAGGAUACGUUUGUAGAGUACGCGGACGAACCUCCCCAGACGGACACAGCCGUCCAUUUGGUCUACGGCGGGAACUGA